This is a messenger RNA of Drosophila serrata, 1405 nucleotides long. RefSeq names its product Transcription initiation protein Spt3 (gene Spt3). The record is from RefSeq and is a predicted model, not a curated record. Gene Ontology annotation, molecular function: protein heterodimerization activity; transcription coactivator activity. NCBI's taxonomy places the organism in Eukaryota, Metazoa, Arthropoda, Insecta, Diptera, Drosophilidae. Gene Ontology annotation, biological process: transcription by RNA polymerase II.
CUCUUGCAUCAGCUGUCGGGAUCCCAAGAAGUGAUUUGUUUGUAAAUAAGAUGAAUUACAAUGCCAAGCGCGUCAUGCGACAAAAUUCGGUGUGCAUUGGGGCCAGCGACUUGGCGUCGCCGCCAAUAAUGAUCGGACCCACUACGCCCUCGGCGCCCAGCACGCCGCAACUGCAGACACCGGAGGACAUCAAACCGAUUCACGUCCAGCGCCAGGUCAUCCUGCUGCAAAGUGGAAGCAUACCAACGAAUCCAGCCCAGCAGCAUGUAAACAUACCACCACAGAGUGGAGGAAGUGGCUCCGCCAGCGGCAACGUUGCCAAUGUUCAGAUAGCGGAUGACGCGCCCGUCUCUCUGCUAACGGAGAUCGCCGACAUCAUGCGCAGCUUCGGUGACAGCGAUCAGCCGCGCACGGCUAGCGUCAAGCUGGUAGAGCAGAUCCUGCAGCAGCAGCUGCGCGGCAUCUUUAACGAGGCCUCCCUGGUGGCCAUGCGGCGCAAGCAGAAUCCGUGCCCCUCGCAGGCGGACUUCGAGUUCCUCAUGCGCAACCAUCCGGUGAAGAUUGCACGCAUGAGAAAGCACCUGAAGGACAUGAGAAUUCUGAAGAAGUUCCUCAGCAUUCGGACAGGCCGGCCCCAGGAUUUCAUGGACGAUCUGGAACAGCAGGAGGAAGACGAGGAACUAGCCAUAGAUGUGCACGAGCUGCAUGACGAGGACCGCAUGCGACGCCUGUUUCGCGCCGAUCGAAUCUCGCAGAUCCUAACGGGUCAGCAGUACCUGGAGUUUAACGAGGCGCGCAAGACUUCCUUCUACUGCCGACAUGGUGAGAAGAUCAAGAAUAAGUUCCGCCGCUUUCUCGAUCUACCCGCCGACCUGCGUAUCCCCACGCCCACCAUGAACAUCCUGGCCUAUUUGGCGCACGAGACUAUUGCCGCUAUCGUUGAUUACUCGAUUCUGACGCGUCUGAAUUCGGACAACCGCGCUACAGAGCCAUACAGCCGGGUUACCUCCGCCGGCGGCAGUCCAGCCAUGAUGCAUGUGUGCCCCGAGGUCACCCAGGGACGGGGCAUGGAGGUGGUGAAGCCCAUUAGUGUCCCGGAGAUUCAUGAGGCCAUGCGCAGAUUUCGCCAAAUGAGUAGCCGCAAAAUUGGUCGGUAUCGCAACUCCUGUGACAUAGACUUCAGGCGGAGCUUUUUAGCCAUUUAAAUUUUGUCUUAAUUUUUGGUUUAAGCCUAGUCUAACUUUAUUUUAAGGCAAUCGAUAGACGCCAUCUAAUUUUUAUUAUUCUAAUUUUAAAGGGAAUUCGAAAGGCACAUAUGAGAAUUUUGUGAAAAUAUUACAUCAACCCAUUACAGAUAAAUUGCAUUAUUAUUUAAGAAUAAAGUAAGGUAAUAAAAUAAAACGUU